Polypterus senegalus (gray bichir) is the source of this 3637-nucleotide messenger RNA. Its product is annotated as bcl-2-modifying factor-like. The record is from RefSeq and is a predicted model, not a curated record. The coding region runs from base 239 to 772 and encodes 177 amino acids. The transcript is spliced from 4 exons. NCBI's taxonomy places the organism in Eukaryota, Metazoa, Chordata, Cladistia, Polypteriformes, Polypteridae. Gene Ontology annotation, biological process: positive regulation of apoptotic process; negative regulation of autophagy; apoptotic process. Gene Ontology annotation, cellular component: myosin complex.
UGGAAAACGGGCGGGAGGCGGGCUGGGGGAGGAGUCCAAAUUACGUCACUGCAAAGGAAAAAAGUAUAGUGUGGAUGAAUGCGGGUUAACAUCAGUUGCAAAGAUAUCGUUGUGAGAUCAGGAACCUGAUUUACAGUGAGGCACACCUGAAGAGUGAAGAGUGCGAUCGGUGAACACUCGGAGCUGUUGUCCCGCAUCAGGACACGUCUCAAAAUUACCAUUGAGAUCACGUAUACGUAUGGAUCCAGAGGAGGACAUUGAGGAUGAUGUGUUUCAUCCGCCAGAACUGGACAGGUACCCACACACAAUAAGUGGGACGUUCCGACAUUGCAGCACUUCCCCACGGGCAAACCCUUUUUUUAUUUGCCAGCGCUUUCGAGAAGUGAAAUACGUGGAUCAGAGCACACAGACAACGAGUAAUCACGUGACGAGCUACAGCAGCAUGCUGCCUUACGGGGUUCAAGAUGAGCCUUCAUUUCUCUUUUACGGUACAGCAGCCCAUCGCUUGCACUUCCCAGCACAUUUUGAGGUGGAUCGCGAUGGGGACACGGAAGAAGGAAUGGCAGAAGAAGAACAGGAGCCUGGUCUGAGCGCAGAAGCACAGAUCGGCCAAAAGCUUCAAAGAAUUGGAGAUCAGUUCCACAGAGAUUACACACAAAUGCUACAGCAGAACCAAAGGAACCCCCAGCCAUUGUGGUGGAGGAUGGCCGUCACCUUGUUGGCCUUUCUUUUUGAUCGAGAUGCAGGUCCGGAUCGAAUGGACGCAAGAUGAGAUGGGGCUGACACUUGUUCUCAGGACGAUACUGACAUCAGACGGCUCUGGUGGACUAAUGGCGGCUUUGAGAAAUUCCUCAUCAUUGCUGGUCAAUGAUGUUUGUUUUUAAAAUCGGUUCCUUCGGCAUUCUCCAGAGGACCUCAAAAUUCAUCUUUCAUGGGAACACGUGUUUGUACUUUUUUUGGUUUGUUCUUUCUUAAAACUUGAGAAAUGUUAUUUUGUAAAGUAUGUCGGCAAUUUGCACUUCUUCACAUGUUUCACCUCAAACAAGUCACAGCCAUUUGAUAAUGAUGCCUUACUGUCUGUGCUUUUGGGUAACUGUUCUAAAAACCGGGGGAAAGAAGAGUGCCACUUAUGGACCUUGUCCAGAUAAUGAAAUAAUGGCCGCUCUUGACGGUGGCCAUCACUUUAUUUUUUGUUGGUUUUCUUCUUUUCUGCUUGUUACAUUUCUGGAGUAAAGAGCUCAUUGACUGCUCUUGGCUUCACACUGAACGAAAAGAUCCUGAGGUGGUCCACUAAAUGCACGGCCAGCUGCCUUUCAGGAUUCAAGGACUAAACGGAUCUCCAAAAUGAUUUUCUUUCUGAUUGGUCCUAGCAGGAGUAAAAUGAUUGGGACAAGAGUGAAGAAAGAGAACCUCAAGAGUUUAACAAACAGUUUGGAAUUGUCAGGUUUGGACAUAAUUGGAUUUUCAAUGCACUCUUUCAAGCAGUUGUUUGUUAGAGAAGAAAAUGCAACAAUUUCCUGUGUCAUCUGAUUUUGAAAUUUCAGGUUUUUGCUUUGCUAAUGCAAAAAACAUUCAUCCUCGGGGAGAAUUAGAGAGCAACCCAAUCUUGCACUAGAUUUUUGUUGGACACUGCAUUUUUUCACAAGUCUUCAACAUGAUGCCAAUUUUAAUGUUGUGCUUCACUCUUCCUUCCUCUUUCAAAAAAGUUCAACAACUCAACUCCAUCUCUGAAUUAUUAUAAACUGAUGAAAGAACGAUUAACUGACCCCUUUACCCAACUCACUCCAGUGUUUUACAUGUCUUCAGAGCUCAUGGACAACUGCCUUAUUUUAUUUUAGCGUGGUAAUUGCCUUGUGUUUGUAAAUCAUGAAACAGAAAAUAAGGAAAUGAAUUCAGAGCUGAGGUAUAACUUUCAUUUUUCAUUUUCUGAAAUCAUAGGCAUUGUAUAUUCCAGUUCUUGCAUUGUCACGCUUCUGUCCCUUUUUGGUGGUAGCUGGGCCCUCUAGAGUUAAUCUAAGAUACAACACGGACAAAAGCUAAUAGCUCAGGUCUAGCAAACGUCUUCCCAAGUCACAGCAAUCCUCAACGCCACACUUCCCUCACAUGGAUGGGCUUCCAUACUUCUCAGUCUCUGCACCUUUAAUUUCACCUCUUUUCACAUUUAUCCAAAAUUUGCAGUCCGACCCCAGACUAAUGUUCCUCUGUUUUGAUGUAUGCAGACACAGAUUUGAGAGUAGCAUACAUUACACUUAAGACAAGGAAAGUACAUUGAAAUUUGCUCUUCUUCAACAUCUAUGACGUGACCGUUAUUUUCAGGACCCUGCUUGGUAAACAUUUAGUUUUUAGCAUUGUAUGUGUUUCCUGCAAAAAGACAAAAACUGAGCCAGCCAGUGUAGCCUGACUGAUUGCGACCCUCAGGAUUUCUUUAUUGUCUGCACUCCACUCCACUAGAUAUCCAAAAGGGGACAGCCUGUACUGCUUUAACUUAUUCUCUGUAAUUUAUUUUAUGUACAUUUGCUUAAUUCUACUGUAUGGUGUGCAAUGGUUUGUUUUUAAUGUUAGAUUAUUCUUUAUUACUUCUUUUUUUUUUUUUUUUUUUGUCAGUGUGGACAAUGUUCCAGGGGAAGUGCCAGAAAACUCAGAAACCUAGAGAGGCAGGGUGUGAGUGUGCUUUAGGCCCCAGCCUCAGCCACAGCCCGCACAUGCAUCUCUGGCACAACUCAGGUUCUUUGCACUCAAAAAGUAAUCAGACUGUCAUGAGCAUGCUGGGCACGUCAAAUCCUGAAAGUAGAAGAAACUUUGCAUUCUGAUUUUUUUAUAUCGUUUUUGAAGUUUCCCUAUAUGGAGGAAUAUGUCAGCCAAAUUUAAGACAAAUAAAUACAGAGGUAAAUUAAUGCACUGUGAAAUGUGACAUUACAUAAAUAAAAACAUGGCCAAAUGUGAGUAUACAUAGUUAAAUGUGUCACAAAAUACAUAUUUUUUUUCUUAUUGAUUUAACUAUUUCUCCAUUUAUUUAUUUCAGUGACACCACUUGCAACAUUAAUUAUAUGCAAUGAAAUGAAAACUGUCACUUUCACGUGUCAAAGUUCAGCGGUCAGGUUCUAGCAAGUACUGUGUUUUAAAUGGUGAAUUAUCAGUACAUGGGACAUAAAUCUUCAGCUGUCAUUGAGCACAUAUACAGAAAAAACUUCAGGCGCAAAACCCUAAUAAAGAAUUCAGAGCUUCUUGAACUAAAGCAAGUGCGAUGUGCAGUAAUUAUGGAUAAUUUUUUUAGAACAUUUAACAAUGAUAAGACCAACAAAACUUGCUAGUCCUUUCUACCUAAUUUACCCAAAUAACAGAAACUUGAGUUCUCAAGGUCCAUAAAGUUCUGCUGUACAGCAAUUUACUCUGCCAUUUAUUUAUCUUACACUCGUACAAAGUGAUGUAAGGAGCAGCCAAUAGAGGCAGGUCCCUUAGAAUUAGUUGACCAGUCACUCAAUUCUUGUAUGUUGAGGAGUGGAAAAUGACAGUUUUCAUUUCAAGGUUUAAUCCUGGUGUCCUUGAAAGAAGUGAAAUAAUUAAAGAAAUAUAUGAAGAAAUUGGCAGCAUAAAAGAUAGAUUUUGUGUGACAAUUCAUUAUUUGUACUUAUUAUUA